Panicum virgatum (switchgrass) is the source of this 2050-nucleotide messenger RNA. Its product is annotated as aspartic proteinase nepenthesin-1-like. Gene Ontology annotation, biological process: proteolysis. The transcript is spliced from 2 exons. Lineage: Eukaryota; Viridiplantae; Streptophyta; Magnoliopsida; Poales; Poaceae. The record is from RefSeq and is a predicted model, not a curated record. The coding region runs from base 335 to 1684 and encodes 449 amino acids. Gene Ontology annotation, cellular component: extracellular region. Gene Ontology annotation, molecular function: aspartic-type endopeptidase activity.
GGAUCCAUUUGUAUAGUUUAGGAAUUAAAUUGGACUUUUUGAUAGUUGAGGGACGAAAUUAAGCCGAGCUCAAUAGUUCAGGAACGAUUUUGACUAUUUUGCCUUUCGAAAACGUUGUCGCCACACCACCGGCUUCUGCCAACAAGUAGGCAUCAGUGGCACAUCACCCAACCGCCUGUCCUCACUGACUGUCCCCAAUUAUCCGGUGCCAAUUCCGGCUCCAAAUAACCUCCAUUGCUCCCGAUUCUCGAAUCACCACGAGCCGCGUGCUCCGGGAUGCUUCAAUAAGCAGUGUGAUCCCAGUGCGAGCUCCUCCGAUCCCCGGCACAAUUUGAUGAUGAAGCGGCUCGCGGCGCUGCUGGUCCUGAUUGCGCUGCCGUACCCCGCGCGCGCCGUCCCCGGCGCCGGCGCUGGCGUCGUGGCCGCGCUGCUCACGCACGCCGACGCCGGCCGCGGCCUCGCGCGGCCCGAGCUGGUCCGGCGCAUGGCGCACCGCGCCCGGGCGCGGCGGCGGCUGCUGCUGCUGUCCGAGCCCGAGCGCCCGGUGCGCGCGCGGGUGCGCGCCGGGCUCGGCGGCGGCAUCGCGACGAACGAGUACCUGGUGCGCCUGGCCGUGGGCACGCCGCCGCGGCCCGUGGCGCUGACGCUCGACACGGGGAGCGACCUGGUGUGGACGCAGUGCGCGCCCUGCCGCGGCUGCUUCGACCAGGGCCUCCCGCUCCUGGACCCCGCGGCGUCGUCCACCUACGCCGCGCUCCCCUGCGGCGCGCCCCGGUGCCGCGCGCUCCCGUUCACGUCGUGCGGCGGCGGGCGCGGCUGGGGCAACCGGAGCUGCGUCUACGCCUACCACUACGGCGACAAGUCGCUCACCGUCGGCCAGCUCGCGACCGACCGCUUCACCUUCGGAGACGGCGGCGGCGGCAAUGCCGGCAGCCUCUCCGCCCGGCGCUUGACCUUCGGGUGCGGCCACUUCAACAAGGGCGUGUUCCAGUCGAACGAGACCGGCAUUGCCGGGUUCGGCCGGGGACGGUGGUCGCUGCCGUCGCAGCUCAACGUCACGAGCUUCUCCUACUGCUUCACCUCCAUGUUCGAGUCCAAGAGCAGCCUCGUCACGCUCGGCGGCGCGCCGGCCGCGCUCUACAGCCACGCGCACGCCGGCGAGGUCUGGAGCACCCCGCUCCUCAGGAACCCCUCGCAGCCGUCGCUCUACUUCCUCUCGCUGGAGGCCAUCUCGGUGGGCUCGACGUGCAUCCCCGUGCCGGCGCCGCGGCGCCGGUCGACGAUCAUCGACUCCGGCGCGUCCAUCACGACGCUCCCGGAGGACCUGUACGAGGCCGUGCGGGCGGCGUUCGCGGCGCAGGUCGGCCUCCCGCCCGGCGGCGUGGAGGGGGGCUCCGCGCUGGACCUCUGCUUCGCGCUGCCCGUGACGGCGCUCUGGCGCCGCCCUGCCGUGCCGCCGCUGACGCUGCACCUGGAGGGCGCCGACUGGGAGCUGCCGCGCGGCAACUACGUGUUCGAGGACCUCGGCGCGCGCGUGAUGUGCGUCGUGCUGGACGCGGCGCCCGGGGAGCAGGCCGUCAUCGGCAACUUCCAGCAGCAGAACACGCACGUCGUGUACGACCUCGAGAACGACCGGCUGUCCUUCGCGCCGGCUCGGUGCGACAGGCUCGUAGCCUCGCUGUAGCGUUCGUGUACAUAGAAAAGGCCUUCUUUGCAGAUGACGAAAUUCGAAGCAAUAGCACUUCUCCAUUUUUGGAAAAUUUUUGAUGACGAAAUUGCAUAGCAGGAGUAGCAUCUUGUCAGCUGGUUCGCACUGGAUAUUUGCUCCGCGUUCAGUCUGUCAUCCAUACAGCUGAGCUGAGCAGACAGCUGCAGCAGCUCCUUAUCUCAUUUUCGACUGAUAGGGACGCUCGGACUGGGAGCAGACGCUGUUCGCUUUCAGGGCAUUGUCGGCAGGUGAACACGACACCAAUGCGGCUUUUAUAUGUAUACUAUUAUAAAAAAUGGUCGGACGUCCAUACCACUAAAAAAGUUAAGUUUAAUGAUACCU